This is a messenger RNA of Lactuca virosa, 1190 nucleotides long. The record is from the annotation of a GenBank genome assembly. NCBI's taxonomy places the organism in Eukaryota, Viridiplantae, Streptophyta, Magnoliopsida, Asterales, Asteraceae.
UGAAGUCCGGUCCAAUUUCGACUUCCAACGAUAAUUUAAAAUUUUCCCAAAUCUUUUGUUUCAUCGUACAAUUCACGUCGAGGAAGAAGACGAUUUUUCUCCUCCGACCACCAUCUAAUCGGAUCUCCGGCAAUGUAUAGGGCCUUGGUAGGCCCGUCUGAUUCUCUGGUGAUUAUGAUGUUCACCAUUAAAGAUGCUUCUAAAUGGUGGCAUAUAUUAAACGACUCCCCUAUUUGGCAAGAUCGAAUAUUCUACCUUCUCGCUCUUCUCUAUGGCCUCGUGGCGAUUGUCGCAAUGAUGCAAUUGAUUCGAAUUCAGCAAAGAGUACCAGAGUAUGGUUGGACCACCCAGAAAGUUUUCCAUUUUCUCUGUUUCCAGGUUAACGCAGUUAGAUGUUUGAUUUUUACAUUUCGUCGUGAUAUUCAACACUUGAAACCAGAGAUUGUUCAACAUAUCUUGCUUGAUGUCCCAAGCCUUGCGUUUUUCACCACCUUUGCUCUCUUGGUUUUAUUCUGGGCAGAAAUUUACUACCAGGCACGUGCUGUAUCAACUGAUGGCCUUCGGCCAACUUUCUAUACAGUCAAUGGAAUAAUCUAUGCUAUUCAGAUAUCUUUAUGGGUAGUAAUCUGGUAUAAGCAUGUCCCUUUUAUGGUGAUCCUCUCCAAGAUGUUCUUUGCAGGGGUGUGUUUGUUUGCUGCCUUGGGAUUUCUGCUAUAUGGAGGAAGGCUAUUUUUAAUGUUGCAACGGUUUCCCGUGGAAUCAAAAGGAAGGCGAAAAAAGUUGCAGGAGGUUGGAUAUGUGACUAGUAUCUGUUUUACAUGUUUCCUCAUAAGAUGUGUCAUGAUGUGCUUUAAUGCAUUCAAUAAGGCUGCAAACCUGGAUUUAAUGGAGCAUCCUGUUCUUAAUUUCAUAUACUACUCGUUGGUUGAGAUACUACCAUCAGCUUUAGUUCUGUUUAUUUUGAAGAAGUUGCCACCUAAAAGAGGGAUAAAUCAGUAUCACAAUAUUCGCUAAGGAGAAUAAUAUAGGAAAUGCAUGAAAAUACAAACAUUUAAUUGAUGGAAAGAAAGGAGAAGGUGCUAUAUAUGUCCAUGGUGUCCAAAGAUUUUGAAAGUCUUAUGAAGUGGAAGUGGUCUCUGUGGUUAAUUAGUGGAAUAUGAUAGUGAUUUGUAUUGAUGGUUAUUUGACAC